This is a messenger RNA of Halteromyces radiatus, 1593 nucleotides long. RefSeq lists its product as uncharacterized. The record is from RefSeq and is a predicted model, not a curated record. Lineage: Eukaryota; Fungi; Mucoromycota; Mucoromycetes; Mucorales; Cunninghamellaceae. The transcript is spliced from 2 exons. The coding region runs from base 142 to 1500 and encodes 452 amino acids.
CCCCUUUCUUUUUUUCUUUUAAACUUUUUUUUUCUCCCUCUUCUUUUGUAUAUACCGAAUUUUACUUACUUGUGUACUUUUUCCUUGUUAAAAAAAAAGUCAUCUUAUCUUUUACUUGUAUACAUAUAUAAAUAGUUCGACAUGGCUGAUAAAACAAAAGUUUCAAUGGAAAACGAAAAGUCAAUCCAAGAAGAAGAAAAGCUCACUACUACAGAAAUAACUGAAAAACCUUCAUCCAUCGACACUCAACAACAACUUACUAAUGAUAAUAAUAAUAAUAAUAAAGUAUCAUCAACUGAAACUAUUGAUAAUGUAGACAAGUCUAAUUCGCCUCCUCAGUCUCCUCAAAACUCAGUAUCAGCAUCCUUGGAAAAACAACCAUCUAGCGACAAAACAAACGGCUCUGUAGAAAAACAAAACGAAAAUACAUCACCAACUACCACUGAACCUCCUGCACCAGCACCAGUUCAUCCUUUGGUUGCACAACUUCGAUCACAACUUUAUCAACGACGACAUGUUUUGGAUAAUUUAGAAGUGGAACGAUCACAGUACAAAAUUGACUCACAAAGUAUGCAAGAACGACUGGAACAAAUGAAAGUCAAAAUUCAACAACGAUCAGAAGCGCAACAACAACUAGAGACAAACUACCGUGAACAUUUGCAAUCGAUGAGAGCAACUAUGGAUGAUUUGGACUCUAUCAGUAGUAAGCUCAAACAACUCAAGAAAUUAAUUCGAGAACUGGCAGAUGAAUUAUUGGAACAGGCGGAUCCAGUGACAGCAACAAGAGCACUACGUACUUUCUGGCUCAAUCUACAUGACUGUAUUGAAUCCAUGGGUAGUCCUCUUCCUUUACAUCGCAUGCGUAUGUUGACAGAAAAAUUCAUGAUGGAUGUUCUUGUACAAAACAUGAAUUUGAAUGUAUUUCCUGGAUUGACUUCUCUUUCAGAUGAUUACAAUGAUAUGGCCUUUUGGUUUGAAAAGUAUGAUCCUGCUUUCUCAACACGAUUGCGACAAGAAAUAGCAUUAGUGAUGGUCAAGAAGAACAAGACUAGUGGAAACGAGAUUCAUAAACGAUUGCACGAAGCUGUUCAGGCCAAUUGGAAAUUCUUGUAUGGCGGAUUGAUCAAAGCAUACCCAUUUGUAUAUCAACAUGAUAAACAUGAACCUGAUACAAGGAAACAUUAUGGUGCUAAAGUUCAAGUCCUGGUCGAACAUUCUAUGGCACUUGGUUUUGCAAUGAAAGGACAAGAAGUGGAUGUGGCUGCUGCAGAAACAAGAGAAAGGGUACAACUAUUUGAUGAAGCAUUGAUGGUGGAUGAAGAUGGUCAAACCUCAGGUGUUGUUGAUUUUUGUGUAUGUCCUCCAUUUGUGGUUUAUGGAUCCAAGGUGUAUACUUUAGAAAAAGGUCGUGUCCUUUGCUCUCCUUCAACUGAUAAUACAAAAGAUAUCAAGGAACAAUAUAACAAAGUCGAUUCUCCUGUUACUCCUAUCACUACUUGAAUUUUUUUUUUAUAUAUAUACAUUUUAGUUUAGUUUAGUUUAUUAUUUACUUCAUAUCUUCAAUAAAACAGUACUGGUUAUGCUAAAUUAUUA